AUGUUUAGCUCUGAGCCCACCAUAAAUGGAAAUCAAUCCCUGUCCACCAAAUUCACUUUUGUGGCUUUUUCCUCUCUUGAAGAAUUACAGCUUGUACUCUUCAUUGUGUUCUUAAUCAUCUACUUAUGCACUAUAGGAGGAAACCUCAUCAUCAUAUCCCUGAUCUUGAUCACCCCUGCCCUGCACACUCCAAUGUAUUUCUUCCUGGUGAACCUCUCAUUUCUGGAGAUGUGCUAUAUCACCAGUGUGGUACCUCAGACGCUAGUGCACCUGCUGGUGGAGACCAAAACCAUAAGUGUGGGUGGCUGUGCAACCCAGAUGUACAUAUUUGCCAUCUUGGGACUGACAGAAUGCUGCUCUGCAGCCAUGGCUUAUGACCGCUUUGUAGCUAUUUGUUAUCCACUGCAUUACACUCUCUUCAUGGGCCCUCAUGUUUGUUUGAAAUUGGUUGCCGCAUCUUGGUUCACUGGAGUGGUGGUGGAGUCAGCCCAGAUCACCCUGAUCAUCACUCUGCCCUUCUGUGGAACAGGAAAGAUUCAACACUUUUUUUGUGAUAUCAUGCCUGUACUGAAACUGGCUUUUGUUGAUACCUCCCAAAUUGAAACUGUGAUAUUUGCUGUCUCCAUGCUCUUCAUUAUGAGUCCCUGUUUCCUCAUUCUGUGCUCCUACAUGUGCAUCCUUGCAGCCAUCUUGAGAAUCCCUUCAGCAGCUGGAAGACACAAAGCUUUCUCCACUUGUUCUUCUCAUAUCCUGGUUGUUUCUCUGUUCUAUGGCACUGCCUUGUUUACUUAUCUGCAACCAAAGAGUACACAUACUCCAGAAACAGACAAAGCAACUGCACUCAUGUACACAAUGGUCACACCUGCUUUGAAUCCUGUUAUCUAUACCUUGAGGAACAAGGAAGUAAAGGAAGCCUUUCAAAGGGUAACACAACGGAACUCUCUUAGACAAAUGGCCUAA
Molecule: messenger RNA, 960 nt
Organism: Callithrix jacchus (white-tufted-ear marmoset)
Lineage: Eukaryota; Metazoa; Chordata; Mammalia; Primates; Cebidae
Product: olfactory receptor 10A2-like
Biological process (GO): G protein-coupled receptor signaling pathway
Cellular component (GO): membrane
Molecular function (GO): olfactory receptor activity; G protein-coupled receptor activity
Source: RefSeq, a predicted model, not a curated record